Molecule: messenger RNA, 907 nt
Organism: Amorphotheca resinae ATCC 22711
Lineage: Eukaryota; Fungi; Ascomycota; Leotiomycetes; Helotiales; Amorphothecaceae
Exons: 5
Coding region: 166-735 (189 amino acids)
Molecular function (GO): RNA binding
Source: RefSeq, a predicted model, not a curated record
CGCAACUUCGAUACCUCCGCGCAAAGCAAAGCUCUUGACGAACAUCACGUCCUGCACUUCAGCACAGAAGAGGACAAUCUGAAAUCUGCAGCGACAGACGCUUAACACGUUCUCUGCGCGUUCUUCGACUUCUUCUAAUAACUUCCUACAAACAUCGCGGCAAAGAUGUCGGACCCAGAGCCUAAGGUUGAGGAGGAGACCAUGACGGCUGAGGAUGAGACGAACGAAGAGGAUGAGAUAUCAGCAAUGAAGCGCCGCGUUGCGGAGAUGGAAGAGGAGGCAGCCAAGCUCAGGGAGAUGCAGGCGACACUGGACCAACAGAGUAAUGACUUGCGAGAGGACAAGGAAGACAUCGACUCAAGAAGCAUCUUCGUCGGCAACGUCGAUUACUCUGCAUCACCCGAGGAGAUCCAGGCGCACUUCCAGAGCUGCGGCUCCAUCAACCGUGUUACCAUUCUGCUGGAUAAGUUCACCGGCCAUCCCAAGGGGUAUGCGUACGUGGAGUUCACUGAACCAAGCCUGGUUGCGCAAGCUCUCGUCUUGAAUGAGAGUGUCUUCCAUGGACGUAACCUGAAGGUCGUUCCCAAGCGUACCAAUAUCCCAGGUAUGACCCGUGGGCGAGGCAGAGGCGGCAUGAGAGGUGGACGUGGCUACGGUGGACGCGGAGGAUACCCACCCCGAGGAGGAUACCGCGGCGGUUAUCGAGGUCGUGGUCGGGGUUACGCGCCAUAUUGACCGUUGGAUGGUUAUGGGUGGAUUCAAAAAAAACAAAAUGUAGGGUAAUUUGGAGAUGAGCGACAGUGGCACACAUGCGUUGAUUUACACCGCAAUAGCAAGAUUUUCACCCCAUGCCUGGACUUGGAAUCUGGAGUCAACUCAUGAGAAAGACCUUUGCAAACUGGGCACG